AUGGUCAAGAGGCAGGCAGAGUCAGAACCAGCAAACACAGUUCAAGGAACAGGGCAGAGAAUAAUCCAGGUCUCAGGUCUUCUGGUCUCUGAGAGCAGUCCCCUUCAGGGUGCCCUUCGUUGCCCUCUCCGCCUGCCAACUCCGCCACCUCGUGUGCUUUGGGGGCGCAUCUGUAACAUCAGAGCCCAGGCUGAGGACAGGCUCUGGUUAUGGAACAAAUGGAUGUUCCUCAGUUUGCUUUUGGGGGCAAAGUUUCCAGUACCGGGUUCUUUUGUGGUGUGGGAUUCUACGACAAUGCAGGCACGUCUAUCUCCUGCUUAUAUCGAUUCUAUCCUCACAUCUGUGAGCAAGAUAAAGCAAGGCCAGUCACUCACUGUCAAAAAAAUUGAGACUGGAUCUAUAGAGCCGUUAAAUUGUUCAGAACCAACAACAAAGUCUCUCCUUAAUGCCAUGAAAGAGGAAGUCUUCAGCUACAGCGAGGCAAGGCCGGUUAUAAGUCUGAAAACUCCCACCAACGUCAGUGUGGAUUUGAGUCUUUAUGGCAUUUUAGGAGUGAAUGAAAAAUCACAGGUGUUGGAAACAUAUCUGUGGGUGAGGACGAGGUGGCAGAUUGAAGGUUUGAGCUGGGAUCCUGAUGAGUGUGGAACAAAAAAGAUCUCACUACCAAGAGAGAAGUUAUGGGUUCCAGACAUUGUCAUUAACGAAUUCAUGGAUGAAAACCGAGUACCAGACACAUAUUACGUCUAUGUCGAAUCUACUGGUGAAGUUAUGGAUGCAUGGCCGAUUCAUGUGAUCAGCUCAUGCAAACUGGACAUCUACACUUUUCCAUUUGAUUUCCAAAACUGCUCAUACACUUUCAACUCUUACAAACACUCUCGUGAUGAUGUUCAGUUGUUCUUCUUUCAGCCAGCGAAGCAGAUAUUCAAGCAGUCUCUUGAAGCAAUGACAACUAAAGGAGAGUGGGAGCUGAUUGACUUGCUGACAGAAAAACCUGUACUGCUAUAUCUGGAAGGAGGAUGGGAUAACCUCAUUGUUCAUAUUGUCUUGAGACGUCGAGCUACGCUGUAUGUGGUGAACCUCCUGAUCCCCAGCAGCCUCCUCCUUUCUUUGGAUCUCUUCAGCUUCCUCCUGCCUCUUCAAAGUGUGGACCGUGCUUCCUUCAAAAUGACACUCAUCCUGGGUUACACCGUCUUCCUGCUGCUAAUGAAUGACCUGCUGCCUGUCACAGGAAACAACUUACCUCUUAUCAAUGUGUUUUUCUCUCUCUGCAUGGCCUUGAUGGUAGCAAGUCUACUUGAGACUGUCAUCAUCACCAAUAUCCUAUGUGGCUCCCGUGACUUUCCUCCCUUACCUAAGUGGCUCAGGAUUCUGGUCCUGAAAUAUCUGGCUCAGCUUGCUUGUAUGAAGAAAUCUUGUGAAGAAAACUGUGAUGAGCAUCCCAAGCUGUUUCUCACGGUGCUGUGA
This is a messenger RNA of Pimephales promelas (fathead minnow), 1464 nucleotides long. The record is from RefSeq and is a predicted model, not a curated record. Lineage: Eukaryota; Metazoa; Chordata; Actinopteri; Cypriniformes; Leuciscidae.